GCCAUGGGCAGGGGCAACUGGGACUGUAGGCCGUGGGAAGGACUGGGGGAGACUGGGUCCAGAAGGGUAGAAGAAGGCAGGCAGUGGGAUGGGGAGGGGACAGGGGGCAGGUCCUGGACAGAAGGGCCACGGGACAGGGUGUGGGUUCCCUGUUGUCAGGGCCAAGUGAACUAUGGUGAUCCAGCCGUCCCUGCUGCUGCUUCUGCUGUUGACCCUACAGGAUGGGGACGGCUGCCAGGGGCCGGAACUGGUGCGGGAGCUUGUCCUGGCCAAGGUGAAGGCCCUGAUCCUAGAUGCCUUGGGGCCCCCAGCCACAGCCGGGGAAGGUGGGAGUCCCGAAAUAAGGCGGCUGCCCCGGAGACACGCCCUGGGGGGCUUCAUGCACAGGACCUCUGAACCAGAGGAGGAGGAUGUCUCCCAGGUCAUCCUCUUCCCAGCCACAGGUGCCACCUGCGAGGACCAGCCAGCUGCCGGAGGGCUUGCCCAGGAGGCUGAAGAAGGCCUCUUCACUUAUGUGUUCCGGCCAUCCCAACACAUGCGCAGCCACCAGGUGACUUCAGCCCAGCUGUGGUUCCACACGGGGCUAGACAGGAAGAACACAGUGGCCUCCAAUGGUUCUGCGCCCCUUCUAGACCUGCUGGUGCUGUCAUCUGGGGGGCCCACGGCUGUGCCUGUGACCUUGGGACAGGGCCCUCCUCGCUGGGCUGUACUGCACCUGGAGACCUCUGCCCUCCCUCUGCUGACCCACCCCAUCCUUGUCUUGCUGCUUCGAUGCCCACUCUGUUCCUGCUCAGCCCGGCCCGAGACCACGCCUUUCCUGGUGGCCCACACUAGGGCUAGACCACCCAGUGCGGGGGAGAGGGCCCGCCGUUCGACUCCCUCGAUGCCCUGGCCUUGGUCUCCUGCCGCUUUGCGUCUGCUGCAGAGGCCUCCCGAGGAACCCGCUGCGCAUGCCCACUGCCAUCGAGCUGCGCUCAACAUCUCCUUCCAGGAGCUGGGCUGGGACCGCUGGAUUGUGCACCCUCCUAGUUUUAUCUUCCACUAUUGCCAUGGUAGCUGUGGGGUGCCCACGUCUGACCUGCCCCUGCCGCCGGUCCCUGGGGUGCCCCCUACCCCUGCUCAGCCCCUGUUUCUGGUGCCAGGGGCCAAGCCCUGCUGUGCCGCUCUGCCAGGGAGCAUGAGGUCCCUUCGUGUCCGAACCACCUCAGAUGGAGGUUACUCUUUCAAGUAUGAGAUGGUACCCAACCUUAUUACACAACACUGUGCGUGUAUCUGAAAGCAUCUUGUUUCCUCAUCCAUCCCACAGCCGAUGGCCGCCGUCAUCAGCUAGGAGGAAAGCAGGAGGUGGAAAACAGACAGUUUCCGUGUCCUCUUCCCUACACUUUUCUGUCUGAGGGCGCCAUACCCUAUUCCAUCCUGCUCUUGAGGAUAACAAUAAAUAAAGAAGAGUGUGUGACUUGGCA
Molecule: messenger RNA, 1463 nt
Organism: Peromyscus leucopus (white-footed mouse)
Lineage: Eukaryota; Metazoa; Chordata; Mammalia; Rodentia; Cricetidae
Gene: Inha
Product: inhibin subunit alpha
Exons: 2
Coding region: 173-1276 (367 amino acids)
Biological process (GO): SMAD protein signal transduction
Cellular component (GO): extracellular region
Molecular function (GO): growth factor activity; cytokine activity
Source: RefSeq, a predicted model, not a curated record